AUGGUUAUUAAUAUUGAAAAAAUUAAUAAUUUUUCUUCAUCUUACACUCGAGCAAGAAUUAGUGUAGCGGAUAUCAAUGGUGUUUUAGCCGCUGUUAAAUGGUUCCAGAGUUCAGUAACCCCAGAAAGACGUGUUAAUGAGCUGCAGCUCCUUCGGAUGCAAAAACAUCCUAAUAUAAUCGAGCUUAUUGCUGCAGGUCCAGAUAUCCACAAUGGGGUAAUUGAAUUUCUAUGUACUGAAUUCACACCAAUUGGUGAUUUACAUCAAGUUAUCCAUAGAAGUGAUCUAGUCUAUAGCUUUUCCAAUGCAUUUUCUUGGAUGCUGCAGCUAUCCGAGGCACUCUCUUAUCUUCACGAAAAGUCUCCUCCAAUAGUUCAUCGUGAUGUUAAACCCGCAAAUUGUCUCCUCUUCGAACUCGGAAGUCUCCUCAAAUUAUGUGACUUCGGUUCAGCUGAAAUGAUCUCAGAAUCGGCGGAUAAAACUCCCCGCGGAACUCAGGGCUUUAUGUCUCCUGAAUUAUUUCGCAAACAAUCAGAUUUAAUUGGUUUGAACUACUCAGAGAAGAGCGACGUUUUUUCUGCUGCAAUGACAUUUUGGGAAAUAUGUUCUCGUCAAUUUGUUAUCCCUCAAGAUGAGCCAAUGUUUGUGACAAUUUUACAUCUGGUGCGGCAUCAUCGGCGUCCAAAACCACUUAGUGGAUGCCCUCCUUUCCUUCAGUGUCUUCUUGAGAGAUGCUGGGAUAAUGACCCGGAUGUGCGUCCACGGAUGGAAGAAAUUGUGAAGCUAUUGAAAGUCAUUAAGGAAUGUCUUAUCGAUGCAGAUUUGAUCUUUCCAUCUGUAGUAGGGCCUCCUCUACCCCUUGAUUUCCACUUUUCGCCAAAAAAUUCCUCCGAUGAGGCUUGGGAAGGUGAAGAUAUCCAAAAAGACGACGUGGAGAUGGAGACAUCAAUAAUACAAGAGUCUCCAGUCCAAUUAUCUCAGCCUCCCCUUUCCUCGCCGUUUCGUUUGGAACUUGGAGAGGUAAUCCCCCUGCCUGCUAGUGAUGAUGGCAAUUACCCGUUUCCACCAAAAGCAGCUUUUUAUCAAGCAAAACCGGCAUUAAAACGAUUACUUUUAAGCACGAAUCGAUGUGGUACGCAGUAUUUUUCCCUAGUUAAACGUAUGGGGAGGUUACUUUUUGCUCCAAUUUCUCAUGCACGACCGAACUCACUCAUCAGAGCUUCUAAUAGUGUAUCAACCCUCGUUCGAUUUCGAUAUGAAAUGCCCCUAAAGGACUUAUGUUUUGACAGCAUUUAUUCUCCUCUCAAGUCGUACAAAAUGUUACCUUUCAAAUUUGCAAGGAAUGUACGAUUUGAUUCCAUUGAUAUCGGGAAGUAUCUUUCGCACGGAGCCAAUGGGGUUGUGUGGGAUGCUCAGUGUCCAACUGAUAGCGCAGAUGAAGUUGAAUCAGGAGAACUUGUAGUAAAGGGAUUAUACAAUUAUUAUGCUUCCUCAACGGAAGAAGAUGGUCUGUCACUUUCAACAUCCCCAGAUCAAUGGACCCUUUUGCAUGAACAGCGCGAUCGAGAGGUCAACUUACGACCUGGUGGGCAUCCCAAUAUCGUUCCUAUUUACAAGGACUUUUUCGGAUACGCUCCGUCUUGCGGUAAUAAAAUAACUCUUGACGGGAUUGAAAAUUUUCCUGAUGGUUUUAAAGGGAACACGCUUACUUAUUGGUUCAUUAUGCCAAGACUUGAUGGUUCCCUUAACGGUCUUGUGAAGGACAUGCGGGAAUCGACUCAAACUCCUUCAUCGAAUAUCGACUCAGCUUCUUCUCCCGUGCGUCAAGAGUGUAAAAGCAAAGAAGAAAUUGGGGAAAGCGCUGAAUCUGUCCCCUCAAAUCCGACUUUCUCCCUUCCACCCGAAGAGGCAGUUUAUAUUACAGUCCAGAUGAUGGAGGCAAUAGCUGCACUGGAACAUCAUCAAAUCUCUCAUCGGGAUAUCAAACCAUCCAACUUUCUCGUCAAAAGUCGCAGCCAUCCUGGUAAUUCCAAUUUACUCAACGGUAAGACGGUGAUAGCUUUGUGUUUGAAUUGUAUGCCUCUAAUUACACUGACACCGAGUUGA
Rodentolepis nana is the source of this 2106-nucleotide messenger RNA. The record is from the annotation of a GenBank genome assembly. Lineage: Eukaryota; Metazoa; Platyhelminthes; Cestoda; Cyclophyllidea; Hymenolepididae.